CAUCAGCUCCCUCGCUGCGACUCCCCUAUACUUGAUUAGAAAUUGUUUUAAACCAUGGUUCAUGUUCCGGAUCAACUCGUUUGGGAGCUUAUCAAGAAGCAAUCUUGCUUUCUCAAGAAGAAGAAUGGAAACACAAAGCGUAGUGGAUCUAUUUCGUUCAGUGUUGAAAAGGGCAACUUGAAGUCUCUGAACCUUUUGAAGUACAACGGAUUGGCGAACAGUAAGACCAUCGAUGUUGUCUGUACUAGUGAGAACCGAGCACAACUCGUCACAAAGAGUGCGUCCAAGGCCGACAAUUCUCCGUCCAAGACUUUUGCUACCAACAAUAUCAACAAGGACUUUCGUCGGGCGGAGAACGUUAUCUUGAAACAAACAACGGAUGUCUACUACCGACGUGACCUUAAGGCCGCUGCCCUCGGAAAGUACACCAAGGUGUAUCAGGCGAACCGACGUGCCAAGGGAAUAUCUAAGCCAGUUCCAUGCAAGAAAGGACGGGGUACCUUGUCGGAUUAAAUUCGCUGAACCAUCUCUCUAGAAAUAUUCUUGAUCGUUUAUUGCG
Messenger RNA from Phaeodactylum tricornutum CCAP 1055/1, 559 nucleotides. RefSeq lists its product with no specific name. Gene Ontology annotation, molecular function: structural constituent of ribosome. The record is from RefSeq and is a predicted model, not a curated record. The coding region runs from base 55 to 513 and encodes 152 amino acids. Gene Ontology annotation, cellular component: ribosome; cytosolic large ribosomal subunit. The transcript has a single exon. Lineage: Eukaryota; Bacillariophyta; Bacillariophyceae; Surirellales; Neidiaceae. Gene Ontology annotation, biological process: translation.